AUGAGUUUGCCAGUUUUACACACCACCGGCGUGCUUUAUAGGAGGAUACUAUCCCAGUUUCCACAGGGUAUUGGUUUAGCUUUUGCUUACGGUUCUGGAGUUUUCAAACAGCAUGGGACUAGCCAAGGUCAAAUGGAGAAAAACAUGCUGGACUUCGUGUUUGCUGUGGAUGACCCGGUGACAUGGCACACUAUGAAUCUGCUGCAGAAUCGCAAACACUACUCCAUCCUCAAACUGCUGGGUCCCACGAUGAUCAGCUCCAUACAAAGUAACUACGGGGCUUCAGUGUACUACAACACACUGGUUCCUGUGGAUGGAAAGAUAAUCAAAUAUGGAGUGAUUAGCACAGACUCUCUCAUUGAUGAUCUCUUACACUGGAAGACCAUGUAUGUUGCUGGACGCCUUCACAAACCGGUGAAGAUGGUGGUGCAGAGUGAGAACGGAAAGCUUCGUGCUGCUCUGAUGGCCAAUCUGAAAAGUGCUGUGACUGCCUCCUUUCUCAUGCUUCCUGAAAGCUUCACCGAGGACGACCUUUUCCUGCAGAUCGCUGGUCUUUCUUAUGCUGGGGAUUUUAGGAUGGUGUUUGGAGAGGACAAAUCCAAGGUGGCCAAUAUUGUGAAAGACAACAUGCAGCACUUCCGGCUUCUGUACAGCAACAUCCUGCGGGACUGCCCUCAAGUGGUCUACAAACCUCAACAAGAAAAACUUGAGGUCGACAAAAGUCCCGAAGGCCAGUUUAUCCAGCUGAUGGCGUUACCUCGAACUCUUCAGCAAAGGAUCACAAAGCUGGUCGAUCCUCCAGGGAAGAACCGGGACGUGGAGGAGAUCCUGCUGCAGGUGGCUCAGGACCCUGACUGCGGGGCCAUUGUGCAACAAGGUAUCUCUACGAUCGUCAAGACGUCCAGUAUAACACAAAGUCUCAAAGGCAUUGUUACAGCUGGUUUGUGGAAGACAGUGUCAUACAGCUCCAGAAAGUUGAAGAAAAUGUGGAGGGGCUGGAGGAGGAAGUCGUCUGUCUCACACAUGUCCUGAUGCAGAUGAUUCAAAACUGUCCGUUUUUAUUAUUUUUAUUUAAACUAUCCAUAUUCCACCAUUUAUUUCCUGUUUUUACACCUUGGAAAACUGACUUGAACAAU
Molecule: messenger RNA, 1136 nt
Organism: Nematolebias whitei (Rio pearlfish)
Lineage: Eukaryota; Metazoa; Chordata; Actinopteri; Cyprinodontiformes; Rivulidae
Gene: tamm41
Product: TAM41 mitochondrial translocator assembly and maintenance homolog
Exons: 8
Coding region: 1-1032 (343 amino acids)
Biological process (GO): cardiolipin biosynthetic process; CDP-diacylglycerol biosynthetic process
Cellular component (GO): mitochondrion
Molecular function (GO): phosphatidate cytidylyltransferase activity
Source: RefSeq, a predicted model, not a curated record